Fraxinus pennsylvanica is the source of this 1464-nucleotide messenger RNA. The record is from the annotation of a GenBank genome assembly. Lineage: Eukaryota; Viridiplantae; Streptophyta; Magnoliopsida; Lamiales; Oleaceae.
AUGCUUUGUUUUAGAUUUUUACUGUGUUUUUUACUGGUUGGAUCAGUUGUUACAGCAUGGAAUGAACAAAUUUCUGCUAUUGGUGAUCCUGGGAUGAGAAGAGAUGGUCUAAGAGUAGCCAUCGAGGCAUGGAAUCAAUGUAAUGAAGUUCAUAAAGAACUUCCCCAGAUGGGCAGUCCCAGGCAGGCAGAUUGCUUCGACAUCUACAAUUCUUCGUCUCAUCUGAAGUUGGUACAUAAGGUGAAUGAGAAGUAUAAUAAGCUGGGAAUAGCAAAUGCUAAAAGGCAGGGAUUAAAGAACAUAAAUGUUAAUCAAUAUGCAGCAUGGAAAGAGAGAUUCUUAGGGUACAAGUGUCAAGUUCAAGACAAACCUAACCCAUGGCAGUUCUGGAUGAUAAUGCUGAAGAGUGGCAAUAUGGAUACCCAAGCUGCUAUAUGCCCGGAAAACGGCAAGAAAUCGAAACCAUUUCCACCCGAGUCUCGAUUCCCUUGCUUCGGAAAAGGCUGUAUGAACAUGCCAAGAAUGUACCACGAUUACACACAAGUGCACCAUAAUCGAGGGGUACGAAGUCUAAGGGGAAGAUUUUAUGGAACUUGGGAUUUGGAUGCUGAUAUUAGUACAGCAUCGAGUACAAAUAAUACUUCAUAUUAUUCAGUUACUUGGAAGAAAGUUGUAGGAAAGGGAAGUUGGAUUUUUCAUCAUUUCUUGAAGACAUCACCAAAUUACCCAUGGCUAAUGCUUUACUUGAGAUCAGAUGCCACAAGAGGAUUCUCAGGAGGGUAUCAUUAUCAAACAAGAGGGAUGUCCAAAAUUGUGCCAAAAUCGCCGAAUUUCAAAGUGAAAUUCAGAUUGGAUAUAAAGAAAGGAGGAGGUCCAAAUAGCCAAUUCUACCUAAUGGACAUUGGUAGUUGUUGGAAGAACAAUGGCAAGCCAUGUGAUGGGGAUGUGACUUCAGACGUAACGCGAUACAGUGAAAUGAUCAUAAAUCCCGAUGCCACACCAUGGUGUAACUCGACCAAUAAUCUCCGGUUGUGCCCUCCUUACCACACUUUCGCCAAUGGUACUCGAGUCCAUCGUAACAACACGAUGCAUUUUCCUUACGAUGCUUAUCACGUGUAUUGCUCGCCGGGCAAUGGGAAGUAUUUGGAAGAACCAUUUAACUAUUGUGAUGCUUAUAGCAAUCCACAGCCUCAAGAAAUUCUGCAAAUUUUACCUCAUCCUGUUUGGGGAGAAUAUGGGUAUCCCACAAAAAAGGGUGAAGGCUGGAUUGGUGAUGGAAGAAGUUGGGAACUUGAUGUUGGGAGACUCUCUCAAUCACUUUACUUCUAUCAGGAUCCAGGGACUAAACCUGUGGAGAGACAUUGGACAUCAAUUGACUUGGGAACUGAGAUAUAUGUUAGUGGCAAUGAAGUUGCAGAAUGGACUGUUAGCCACUUUGACAUUAUUGUACCAGAGAAAUAUUAG